Messenger RNA from Dovyalis caffra, 660 nucleotides. The record is from the annotation of a GenBank genome assembly. Lineage: Eukaryota; Viridiplantae; Streptophyta; Magnoliopsida; Malpighiales; Salicaceae.
AUGUGCGGGAUCAAACAAGAAGUUCAUAUAGACAUUGAUGAGAUAAGUGAGAAGGAUGAGGUGUCUUAUGACAUGAUUAUAUCGAGUUAUAUGGCUCAUGGUGUUGUUGAUAAAGGGAUGGAGCUUUUUAGGGAAAUGAAAAGUCAAGGAUUGAGCACAUGGAAUGCAAUGAUUUCGAGUUUGCGUACUUCCUACUUUAUCGUAUUUUUCAAAUGCGAAAGGGGGAAAGAGAUACAUGGUUAUGUAGUUAAAAAUGGUUAUGAUAGGAAUAUCUAUGUUGCAACUAUAAUUAUUGAUACUUAUGCAAAGUUGGGAUUUUGUUUUUUGGCUCAAUAUGUUUUUGAUCAAUCAAAAGAGAGGAGCUUGGUUAUUUGGACUAUAAUAAUCUCAACAUAUGCUGCCUAUGGUGAUGCUAAUUCAAUUCUUAUUGUUUUUGAUGAGAUGUUAAACAAAGGAAUCCAUCCGGACCAUGUGAUGUUCAUUGUAGUGUUGGCUACUUGUGCUCAUUAUGUAAUGGUGGAUAAAGCUUGGGAGAUUUUCAAUUCCAUGUUUAAGAAAUUCAACAUUCAGCCUUUAGGAGAGCAUUAUGCAUGCAUGAUUGGUGUUUUGAGCGAACGGGCUCUCUCGAGGAACAUAAUUUAUUUCUAUUAUGCCAAUUGA